AUGACGUCACAAUCACGUAUGACGUCACAAUCACGUAUGACGUCACAAUCACCAUCACUAGAUAAUAACGAAAGACAUGCAGCAUCGCUAGAUAAUAACGCCAGACAUUCAGCGUCACAAGAUAAUAACAAGAGACAUUCAGCAUCACUAGAUAAUUACGACAGACAUGCACCGUCACAAGAAAAUAACGAUAGAGAUUCAGCGUCACAGUAUAAUUACGACAGAAAUGCACCGUCACAAGAUUAUAACGAUAUAGAUUCAGCGUCACAGGAUAAUUACGACAGACAUGCACCGUCACAAGAUUAUAACGAGAUAGAUUCAGCGUCACAGGAUAAUUACGACAGACAUGCACCGUCACAAGAAAAUAACGAUAUAGAUUCAGCGUCACAGGAUAAUUACGACAGACAUGCACCGUCACAAGAUUAUAACGAGAUAGAUUCAGCGUCACAGGAUAAUUACGACAGACAUGCACCGUCACAAGAAAAUAACGAUAUAGAUUCAGCGUCACAGUAUAAUUACGACAGACAUGCACCGUCACAUGAUUAUAACGAGAUAGAUUCAGCAUCACAGAAUAAUUACGACAGACAUGCACCGUCACAAGAAAAUAACGAUAUAGAUUCAGCGUCACAGGAUAAUUACGACAGACAUGCACCGUCACAAGAUUAUAACGAGAUAGAUUCAGCGUCACAGGAUAAUUACGAGAGACAUUCAGCGCCACAAGAUUAUAACGAGAGACAUGCAACGUCACAAGAUUAUAACGAGAGACAUUCUGCGUCAUAA
Mya arenaria is the source of this 780-nucleotide messenger RNA. RefSeq names its product GATA zinc finger domain-containing protein 14-like. Lineage: Eukaryota; Metazoa; Mollusca; Bivalvia; Myida; Myidae. The transcript has 2 exons. The coding region runs from base 1 to 780 and encodes 259 amino acids. The record is from RefSeq and is a predicted model, not a curated record.